AUGAGUGUAAAGAAUGAUCUUACGGCACAAACAGAGACGGAGGAAACGACAAACGGCAACGAGACGAUCACCGUCCACACCAGCCUGGGAGAUGAGGAUGAAGACCUGCACAAAUGUGGUCGUUGUCAAGUGGAGUUCUCCACUCUGGAUGCUUUCAUCCAGCACAAGUUGCAGAAAAGCUGCAAACGUGAUACCAGCAACCAACAAGUGGCCGAAUCAAAUGGAAGUCCUUCAAAGUUAAACGCGACCUCUCAAAAUGACAACGCCUCAGGUGGAGGUCAAAGGAGAAAAACUUCACCUAAAGUCAAUCAAUCACAUCAGACUGAAAGAUCCCUGUCUGACUUUGGUGCCGAGACGGACAAUAAUGAUUACACUGUCAACACUGAAGGGCGGUAUCUAUGUAGUGUGUGUCAAAAGACAUUCAAGACACUCAACAUCUUAAGAACUCACUUGAAAACGCACACAGAUGAAAAAAACUUUAAAUGUGAAUUGUGUGACACCUCUUUUAGAACGAAAGGCUCUUUAAUCCGACACAAUCGUCGCCAUACAGAUGAACGACCAUAUAGAUGUACCCAGUGUGGUCAGUCCUUUAGAGAAUCAGGGGCUCUCACAAGACAUCAAAAGUCUCUUACUCCUUGCACAGAAAAGAUCCGUCUUUUUCAAUACAAAGAAAUACUUGUCAGCAAAGAUGGAGCACGUAAAGGAGUUGAAAGUGACCAUGACUCGACAACUGAGCCUCAAGAAGUCUUUGUAGUGCAGCAGCAACAGAGUGAGGAGAAUGAGGACGUAGGAGCACAAACGGCUGUGGUCAACGUGUUUGAAGUGGGAUCUCAGGAGGUUCUUCAUCAAGUACACAUUACUAUGGCAGUUGAUGAUACAACUCAAGAACAAAAGGUUAUGGUUGAGCCAUCGCAGGCAGAAGCUUUAGCAGCAGCGGCAGCAGCAGGUGACAGCCUUAUCUGUCAGGCAAUCAUCAACUCUGGCAUCGCUCUGGAAACGGAAGAAACUGUGGUGGAAGAGACUUUACAGGAGAGUAUUACUGAGGUCCAUGUCAAAGAUGAACACAUGGAAACGACUAAUGAUGAAGAGACAGAUGAUGGAGAGGACGUUGGCCAAGAGAGCAUAUCUAAACUGCACAAAUGUCCCCACUGUGACCGCACUUUCAAAGGCAUUAAUUACCUCCGCUUUCAUGUAAAGGGUCAUUUGGGUCAUAAGCCUUUUAAGUGUAGCAUCUGCCUGAAAGAUUUUGUGUCCGGUUACCAACUGAAAAAACACAUGGAAGGCCAUGUUAGUGAAAGACGGUACAAGUGUGGGGAGUGUGGGAAGCUUUACAAAACCAUUGGACACGUCCGCGAGCACAUGAGGUCCCAUUCAGACGAGAGGCCUUAUCACUGCUACAAAUGUGACCGAGGUUAUAAGACAAAGAACGCCUUGCAAGUGCAUCAACGGACCCACGGUGAUGAGAAACCCUUUGUCUGUCAGUAUUGCUCAAGAAGCUUCAGAGAAAAGGGUUCUUUGGUGCGACACAUCCGGCAUCACACUGGGGAGAAGCCAUACAAGUGCUCCAAGUGCGGGCGGGGCUUUGCAGAACAUGGGACCCUCAAUCGGCAUAUGCGUGCUAAAGGAGGCUGCCAAAAAGAAGAUUCCAGUGAACAGGUCACAGCUGCCGCCGCAACAGAAGAUCCUCAUGCUGUCCUGGUGGAGUUCUCUUCUGUUGUAGCAGACACACAAGAGUACAUUAUCAAGACUCAAACUGAUGAAGAAGCACAAGGACAACAAGUUGCUCUAAUCCAGGAUGACCAGAAUGAGGUGGGUGCCCAUAUAAUGAAAGUUGUACAGCAGAUUGUGAGCCAGGCUCAUGUAGCAGGCACAGGGAGCCCUCAGAUUAUUGUACGCAACGUGGGGGCGAACGAGGAGGGAAUGUCCAUCUCUGACUGUGGAGACACCAUCACCAUCGCCACGCCUGAGAGCCUGACGGAGCAGGUUGCCAUGACUCUCGCCUCUGCGAUUAAUGACGGAACACUUCUAGGAACCACAGGCACCGUGGAGAUGCCCGAGGGGACGGUCACUGUGGUGACCACAGACAUAGAGGAGGGGGUUCAGAUGGUGCAGCAGCAACAAGAGGAUUAUACCCCAGAGGACGAUGUCUAUGUGAAUGGUGGAAAGCGGAGUGUGGAGACUGUAACAGCAGAGGUGCAGCAGAAGCGUGUCCAGGGCACACUGCGGUUCCCCACGCUGGGGGGAAGGAAGGCUGGCAGGAACGUGCCCUGCCGCCAGCCGGGCGAGGAUGAGGCGCUUCCUGAGCAGAAAGGGUCGCUUCUCCCUGCGCCAGAGCAUCAAGUCUGGGACCCGUAG
Messenger RNA from Knipowitschia caucasica, 2355 nucleotides. NCBI's taxonomy places the organism in Eukaryota, Metazoa, Chordata, Actinopteri, Gobiiformes, Gobiidae. The record is from the annotation of a GenBank genome assembly.